AUGAAAUUACUUAUGCAUAAUUUCCUGUCGUCCGUCUUUCUGAAAGGGGUCACAGGAGGUUAUCCACUGAUUUUGUCAGCGACAAAGAAAGAAAUAAAGCAACACAAAUAUAACGAUUCGUUUAUGCAACGGAUAAUUCCAAAGCUGAACUAUGAUGCUUUACUAGAAGCAGCGCUAAGUAUAGAUGAAGGUGAUAAAUUACCCAGGCAAUUGCCAGAAAAGUUGGAAGAUGAGUUGAAGAAUGAGUUGCAUCGCGUAUUGGUAUGUGUUGAAGUUAUCGAAGGUGAAUUGAAGUGCCCUGAAAGUGGACGAGUUUUUCCAAUUCAUGAUGGUAUACCAAAUAUGCUCGCAGACGCGAAUGAGGUCAAAUAA
Cercopithifilaria johnstoni is the source of this 372-nucleotide messenger RNA. The record is from the annotation of a GenBank genome assembly. Lineage: Eukaryota; Metazoa; Nematoda; Chromadorea; Rhabditida; Onchocercidae.